This is a messenger RNA of Somion occarium, 1842 nucleotides long. NCBI's taxonomy places the organism in Eukaryota, Fungi, Basidiomycota, Agaricomycetes, Polyporales, Cerrenaceae. The record is from the annotation of a GenBank genome assembly.
UGCCUGUUCCUCAAGACCGACAGGCAUCACAUAUUAGCAUGUACUGUGUUCAAGUUGUUCUGGUGAAGCGUAUCUUGGGGGGGGGGGAGGAUGGAUGAAAGUGGGCUGUAAUGACGAUGUUGCCUGCGCAGAGCAGGGUUGUAUCCUCUGGCGAUAUUGCUAACGGACGUAUGAACAUGUAGGUGCGGUCAAGUGGAUAUGAGUAAGCGAGCACCGAUUUCUGACCAACUAUCCCUUCAUCGAAACGGGUCUACCUAACCUUAUAACCACAACUGGGAAGAGAAAGUGACGGUCGGCCUCAACUUGGGUUAGCGCUUCAAGCUUCACUGAGAGUGGUCGCCUAUCACCAUGAUCGAUAGUUGCAAUAGCAGAUGGCAGCUUAACCACGAACCACGCAGUCAGUCGAGUGGUAAAGUAUCUAGGCCCAACUAAUAUUGUCCAUAGCUAUUGAGGAACCCAGGAACGUGCCUGCGAGUGCGAUGGAUACGAAACUGCCGCAGGAAUUGAUAGAUUACAUCAUCGACUAUCUCCAUGGCGAGAAAACCUCUCUUCUGUGGUGCUCUCUUGUUGGCAAGGCAUGGACUGCUUCGUCCCACUACCACCUUUUCCAUACAAUUUCCUUUGACUACCCUAUGACGAAUUUGCCUGGCCAGUGCUCGGCUUUCGCAGCCCUCCUCGUUCAUACUCUCGAUGCCUUCCUCACGUCACACUUGACCAAACGUAUUCGUCAUUACGUUCGAGAGUUACAUCUGAAAGCCAGGGAAUAUACAUUCGAAGUUGGUCCGGCUCUUAGAGCCCUCCCGUUGUCGGUCUUGCAAUCCGUUUUUGAUCAACUUCCUUCCAUGCACACACUCGAGUUGGACGGCAUCAAUCCUCCAAAUCCCUCCGAGUACCUUGGUCAACAACACACUAGACCAAAACUUCGCACCCUUCGAUUGCUCGACCAAAGCUAUCAACCCCACUUCACGUCCCUCCUGAGCUUUAUCGAGCAAAUAGAUCUUCUGAAGGUGUCCGCAGCUGUGUGGCUCAUGCGUCAAGGUCCUGCCACAUUUGAAAAUUGGUUCCUCGGACCUCGUCCGCACAUAAUAGCGCUCAGAGUCUUCGAAGUGUCUGCCGCGUUUCUCAAUGAAGAUGAAAUGAAUGCUAUAGGGUCAUUCAUCAGCGCUUCCAGAGAUACACUUGAGCAUUUGUGCAUCUCGCUGAUCGCAAUUACACUUCCAGACACGUUGUCAGACCUCUCGUCAAUGUCCAGAUACAACAUAUCCUCUUGCACCAAGCUUAUCGAAUUCAACGUUAUUCUUGGUAUUGCUGUGUUUCCCGCAGCAUUCUCUGCAUCGAGUACAGCAUGGAAAUGCACUACCGAGUUAUUUUUGAAACUCACUCCUCAUAUACGUCGAAUAACCGUCAAACUUUCUGGAUUCAGACAUCGAUACUCAUAUUCUCCGGAUCCCAUCGGAAUCAUGGAGGCGUGCGAUUGGCAGUGCUGGGAUCAGCUCUUCAGGACUUUUGAAGAGUUGGAGAUGAUCACUUUCUCAGAUGUAGAGAACGGACACCGGCUCCCAGAUGACAUCAGGCACUUUGUCAUAGCCCAUUUGCCAGUGACACAUGCUGCUGGACAGUUACGAAUAUGAUGCAUUCUUGUUCCUCUUAUGGUAAGCACGAAGCCCUUGAUGUGUCGAUGUUGAUGGUAUUAUUAAUUUCAGAGACAUUGUUCCUCUAUACUUGCCUUCAUGAGGCGCGGUAGUGUUAGGCCAUACAAUUCGUCUGUAUCUUUAGACAACCUAGAACGCAAGUUAUCGUACACUUAUCAAUCACAAAUUGUACAUUGUUAUCAUGCUGUUC